UCCAACUGAACUAGAAAGAAGAUCAACGACUCUCGCUUCGGUGCUUCCAAUCGUCUUCAUCUUCAACCUUCCCCAACCUAAUAGAAACAUAUACAUGCAUAUAUAGGGAGAGAAAACAAGAAAUAUGAGUAUAUCCAGAGAGAGAAGACUAUUCUAAUUCAUCAGUUUUUCAUUAUGACAUCUCUCAAUUAAGCACCUAGGGUUCUCCGCCACUUCAUCUACUCUGUGCACAGUCGAAUUCUACACUGUUCUUCAAUGGCUGUAGACGAAGAUGCCGAACAAGAAUACGUGUCUCAGAAGAAGAAAACCGCUUCUGAUGACGAUAAAAGGAAGAAGAAGCUUGUGCCUGGAGCUUUGAUGAAAGCUGUGGUUAGGCCUGGUGGUGGCGAUUCGACACCCGCCGAUGGUGAUCAGGUCGUGUUUCAUUGCACGGUUCGGACUCUGGAUGGAGUUGUUGUUCAGUCUACAAGAUCAGAAUUUGGAGGCAAUGGUACCCCAAUAAGGCUUGUUUUGGGGAAAAGCAAAAUGAUACUGGGACUGCUAGAAGGGAUUCCCACAAUGCAGAAGGGUGAAAUUGCAAUGCUCAAGAUGAAACCUGAACUGCACUAUGGUGAGGAAGAUUGCCCUGUUCCAGUUUCUGAUAGCUUUCCAAAGGAUGCUGAACUUCAUUUUGAGAUUGAGCUGAUAGAUUUUUCUAAAGUCAAGGUCAUCAGUGAAGAUUUGGGAGUUGUGAAGAAGGUAAUAAAAGAAGGGAAGGGUUGGGAGUCACCGAGGGAACCUUAUGAAGUAAAAGCUUGGAUUUCUGCAAAGACGGGGGAUGGAAAAUUGAUUCUAUCACUUACUCAAGAAGAACCGUUUUUCUUUACUUUUGGAAAGUCUGAGGUACCUAAAGGUCUUGAGAUGGGAAUAGGAACAAUGUCACGGGGAGAGAAGGCAUUAAUUUACGUUGCCAACAAAUACUUCACUGAGUCUCCUUUCAUGCCUACAGUAGAAGGUAUUGAAGAGGUUCAUUUUGAAGUGGAGCUGGUUCACUUUAUUCAGGUGCGGGACAUGCUUGGAGAUGGGCGUCUAAUAAAACGUCGUAUUCGUGAUGGAAGAGGUGAAUUUCCUAUGGAUUGCCCCCUUCAUGACAGUCUACUACGUGUCCAUUACAAAGGCAUGCUUCUUAAUGAGGAAAAGACGGUCUUCUAUGAUACAAAAUUUGAUAAUGGUGGUCAGCCUUUGGAAUUCAGCUCUGGAGAAGGACUCGUGCCUGAAGGACUUGAGAUGUGUGUUCGUUUGAUGUUGCCUGGAGAAAUAGCUCUUGUAACAUGCCCCCCUGAUUAUGCAUAUGACAAAUUUCCAAGGCCUGCUAAUGUUUCUGAAGGUGCUCAUGUUCAAUGGGAGAUUGAACUUCUUGAGUUUGAGACGCCGAAGGACUGGACAGGUUUGAACUUUAGAGAGAUUAUGGAGGAUGUUGAGAAGAUCAAAGGCACGGGAAACAGGCUCUUCAAAGAAGAAAAGUUUGAACUUGCGAAGGCAAAGUAUGAGAAGGUGCUUCGUGAGUUUAAUCAUGUUAAUCCACAAGAUGAUGAGGAAGGAAAAGAGUUUUCGAAUACAAGAAAUCUAUUACAUUUAAACGUGGCCGCAUGCUUUCUUAAAAUGGGAGAAUGCAAAAAGUGCAUUGAAGCAUGUAAUAAGGUAUUGGAUACAAACCCUAUUCAUGUGAAAGCUCUUUAUCGUCGUGGAAUGGCCUAUAUGUCAGCUGGAGAUUUUGAUGAAGCAAGAAAUGAUUUUAACAAGAUGAUGAGCGUUGACAAGUCAUCCGAAUCCGAUGCAAGGGCAGCCCUUCUUAAACUGAAACAAAAAGAGCAGGAAGUUGAGAGGAAAGCCCGGAAACAGUUUAAAGGACUGUUUGACAAGAAGCCUGGGGAAAUUUCUGAAGUCGGAACCAUUGAUAGGGAAGAGGAUCAGGUUUCAGGAGAAAGUCAUGAGAAAGGUGAUCAAGAUGCUCGAGAUGGGGAUAAUGAGGAGCAACAUCAUGAGCCUCCUCGUGUGAGUUUCAUGUCGCAGUUGUGGCCUACUGGUAGAAGACUAUUCAGAGCACUUGGGCUAGAAAGAUGUACCAUACUAUGAGUUUCCAGUCUAAUUAAUGUUACAGAAAUAGAGGCACCUAGCCCUUAACAUUUUUCCAAUUGUUCCAAUUAGAAGAAUAUGAAUAACAGUGUAAUCCUACCCCUUGUUGCUGGAGAGAGAGAGAGAGAGAGAGAGAGAGAGAGAGAGAGGUUGAUUUUGUUGGAAAAAAGGAUUUGUACACAAAUUUUUACAAGAAAUUCUACCAAAAUGAUGUGGUUAUGACAUUUUUAAAAUAAUAAGUCACCUUGAUGGAGUGUUGUGUUGUUAUUUUGUUCUCA
This is a messenger RNA of Camellia sinensis, 2393 nucleotides long. It is a transcript of the gene PAS1, whose product is annotated as FKBP-type peptidyl-prolyl cis-trans isomerase family protein. Gene Ontology annotation, molecular function: protein binding; peptidyl-prolyl cis-trans isomerase activity. The record is from RefSeq and is a predicted model, not a curated record. Lineage: Eukaryota; Viridiplantae; Streptophyta; Magnoliopsida; Ericales; Theaceae.